AUGCUUAAUGAAACUAAAAAAAAAGUCAAAUUAAAGUUUUCUAACGAAGAACAUGAGAACGAACUUGAACUGAGAUACCCAAAACAAACUAUUGGCAUGGAUGCACCAAAAUCGGGUUGGCUAAUGAAAGAAGGUGGUGGGUGGAAAAGUUGGAAGAAACGGUUUUUUGUACUUGAUGGCGCCACUUUGACGUAUUACAAAGAUGACACUAAAAAAUUGAUGAUGGGAACAAUCAACUUGGCAUUGGCUACACACAUCGUGUGUGUCGACGAUUACCACAAAAAGUUCAAUAACAUCAUUCGAAUAUGUACUCCAGCAAGGACAUUCCAUUUGAGCGCACCAACUGAGGACGAACGGUUGAUGUGGUUAGCAACACUAAUGUUCCACUCCGAGAUGAGUAGUGUGUACAAACCAGUAGUCACCACUGAGCCAGUCACACAAAAGGAUUUUGAUGUGAAGUGUUUAUUAGGCAAAGGAGCGUACGGGAAAGUGUUUUUGGUAGAGAUGAAAAGUACGCACGAGGUGUAUGCGAUGAAGACUAUCGAGAAGAAACAGAUUAUCGAAUAUGAGGAAAUCGACCACACGAUGUCUGAAAGAAGGAUUUUAUCAAAGUUGCAUCACCCGUUCUUAGUCAAUUUGUAUUACUCUUUCCAGACCCCAACACACUUAUUUUAUAUCAUCGACUAUUGCCCUGGUGGAGAGUUUUACUACUAUCUCCAAAAGAAUCAAAAAGUCAGCGAAUUAGAUGCCAAAUUUUACGCGGCUCAAAUAUUGUUGGCUAUCGAACACCUUCAUUCUUCGAAUAUAGUAUAUCGCGAUAUUAAGCCGGAAAACAUUUUGAUAUGCGCGGACGGGUAUUUGCGAUUAACAGACUUUGGACUUUCAAAAGAGAACGUCACGGACCAGUCGAAGACUUCAACAUUUUGUGGGACGCCAGAGUACUUAGCACCUGAAGUAGUGAUUGGGAAAGAGUAUGCGGAGACUGUGGAUUGGUGGGGAUUCGGCAUUUUAAUCUUCGAAAUGAUUCACGGGCAUGCGCCUUUUGUAUCCGAAGACAUCCAAGAACUCUUCCAAAAGAUCAUUCACGACGAAGUAACGUUUGAAAAUCAAAACUAUCCCUCUCCGCAGUGCAAACAAUGUAUCCGCAAAUUACUUGAAAAGGAUCCUGCGAAAAGACUGACUGAUCCAAAUAACAUUAAGUCAGAGGAGUGGUUCAAAGACUUUGAUUGGGAAGGACUUUAUCAGAAAAAAUUGACUCCGUCAUACAUCCCCGUCUUGAAAGACAAAACUGACACUUCCAAUUUCAACGAAGACAUCAUCGGAGAGUCGACAACACUCGAUGAGACUGAAAAAGUCGACUCGAAAAAUUACUUUAACGACUUCACCUAUUGCAAAUAA
Messenger RNA from Entamoeba invadens IP1, 1398 nucleotides. RefSeq lists its product as hypothetical. The record is from RefSeq and is a predicted model, not a curated record. The transcript is spliced from 4 exons. Gene Ontology annotation, biological process: protein phosphorylation. The coding region runs from base 1 to 1398 and encodes 465 amino acids. Lineage: Eukaryota; Evosea; Mastigamoebida; Endamoebidae. Gene Ontology annotation, molecular function: protein serine/threonine kinase activity; ATP binding.